AAAAAGUGGGAAGGUGGUGAGCAGAAGAGGGAAGGGAAGUAAAAACGGAGCUCCAUAAGACUUGGUUAGUUUUGUCUGAGCAGAGCUCAGUCUUCUGCUUCUCCAGCUUUCCACUGAAGAGUCGGACCGAAUCUCUGAGAGGCCACAAACAGAUUUUCUGACCCUGCGAACCCCAAAGUCAUCUGAGAAUCUCCAACAGCUUUCUCUUCACCGACUGAGACAGAUGUUGACAUCUGGAGCCACUGUCACACCUGCCUUCUUGAAUACCUUUUGAAGGAAGGGGAAGUUCCAAACCAGGCACAACUGAUCCAUGAACCAGCUCUGAGUGUAUAUCAAGUUUUGGAAAUACAGCUUGUUCCAAAACUUUCUUUUUAGUUCUUUUUUCCUUAAACGUGGUCUCAGGAAUUGGUUCAGGCUUCCCACUGAGCCACAGGAUGACGUGUGCGGUAACAGCAGCAGAUUCUGCAAAGUGCUUUGGGAGCAAAGUGGCUCCCAGACCGGGACAUAAAAACACAGCCUUCCAUGGCCGGCUCGCCCUGCUGCUGACCGUCUGCGCUUUGGUGCUGGUCAGUCCUGUUUGCGGCCAAACGAACGGAACGUCUCAGCCUGAUUUUCACCCGUCAGGACUGAGGACACCUGAGCCGCCUUCCCGGCUGCGGCUGAGCCACCACAUCCACACCUCUAACGGAGGGAAGCAUCCCUCCCAAGAGACUGCUCAGAAGCCCCCGGUCCAGAUGGAGCCCGAGCCAGGGAGGCUGAAGCAGUUGGACCAGCUGAAACACAAACACGAACCGAAGCCCGCGUCUCCCUCCAACUCAUCGCUGGUGUUUCAGAGGAACGCAGUCCUGCCCCCCGCCUGCCUGCAGACCACGUCCAUAAAAAAAGCCUUCAAGUACAUCAACACGGUGCUGUCCUGCCUGAUCUUUGCCGUAGGCGUCAUUGGCAACGCCACCCUGCUGAGGAUUAUCUACCAGAACAAGACCAUGAGGAACGGGCCCAACGCUCUGAUCGCCAGCCUCGCCCUCGGAGACCUCAUUUACAUAGCAGUGGACAUACCAAUCAAUGUCUACAAGCUCUUGGCGAUGAGUUGGCCCUUUGCCGACAGCGUGUUCGGCCUGUUCCUCUGCAAGCUGUUCCCCUUCCUGCAGAAAGCGUCGGUCGGCAUCACCGCCCUCAACCUGUGUGCCCUGAGCGUGGACAGGUACCGUGCAGUGGCAUCUUGGUCACGGGUGCAGGGCACUGGUGUUCCCACGAUAACAGCCGUGGAGAUAGUGGUGAUCUGGCUUCUCUCCAUCACUCUGGCCGUGCCAGAGGCCAUCGGCUUCAACAUGGUCACCUUCGACUACAAAAAUGUCAGCAUGACGACCUGCAUGCUGCAGCCCGAGACGCCCUUCAUGACUUUUUACCGGGAUGCGAAGGAUUGGUGGUUGUUUGGGUUCUACUUCUGCGUCCCUCUGGCCUGCUCAGCUGUUUUCUACGGCCUCAUGACCUGCGAAAUGCUCAGGCACCAGAAAGGAAGUCUGAAGUUCUCUCUGAGUGAACACCUGAAACAGCGGCGGGAAGUGGCCAAAGCCGUUUUCUGCCUGGUGUUGAUCUUUGCUCUCUGCUGGUUCCCUCUUCACCUGAGUCGUCUGCUGAAAAGGACCAUCUACGAAUCUCACGACGCCCACCGCUGCGAGCUCCUAAACUUUCUCCUGGUGCUGGACUACUUCAGCAUUAACAUGGCGACCAUCAACUCCUGCAUCAACCCCAUCAUCCUCUUCUUUGUCUCCAAGAAGUUCAAAAGCUGCUUCAAGUCUUGCCUGUGCUGCUGGUGGUACUCCGGCUCGCUCUCCAACAGCAUGCUGCCUCUGCACCACGGCACGAGCCUGCAGGGGAAGGAGGGGGAGACCCGCGGACAGCAGGCUCUCUGCGGGGCCGAAUCGCGCAGAUUUGGAGCGAUUUAUCGAUCGGCCGCUGAUCGGGAACGAUUGACGGGUGUCGACGGGGGAGAGCUGAGCGUCAGUUUGCGGCGUGCGGUGUCGCGCGGAGGAGAGAUGCGUUGCCUGCGGUCAACAAAUCUGUUAGUGAUGCGGCCGUAGUCCCUGCUUAGGGUGAAGCAGCCAUCAUGCCGUGUACUUGUGCUGAAUGGAGGAGGUGGAUUCGCCCGCUGGUUCUGGUGCUCUAUGCCCUUCUCCUGGUGGCCGUGCUGCCGCUCUGCAUCUGGGAGCUGCAGAAAGACAAGGUCGGGACUCACAGCAAAGCCUGGUUCAUAGCGGGCGUGUUCGUGUUCCUCACCAUCCCAAUCUCUCUGUGGGGAAUUCUGCAGCACAUGGUGCACUACACCCAGCCUGAGCUGCAGAAACCCAUCAUCAGGAUACUAUGGAUGGUGCCCAUCUACAGUUUGGACAGCUGGCUGGCGCUGCGAUACCCCAGCCUGGCCAUCUACGUGGACACGUGCCGGGAGUGCUACGAGGCCUACGUCAUCUACAACUUCCUGGUGUUCCUGCUGAACUUCCUCAGUAACCAGUACCCCAGCCUGGUGCUCAUGCUGGAGGUGCAGCAGCAGCAACCUCACCUGCCGCCGCUCUGCUGCUGCCCGCCCUGGCCCAUGGGAGAGGUGCUGCUGUUCAGGUGCAAGCUGGGAGUCCUUCAGUACACCGUGGUGAGACCUGUUACCACGGUGAUUGCCCUCAUCUGCCAGCUCUGCGGGGUUUACGACGAGGCCAACUUCAGCUUCAGAAACGCCUGGUCCUACCUGGUGAUCGUCAACAACAUUUCCCAGCUGUUUGCCAUGUACUGUCUGGUGUUGCUCUACCGAGCUCUCAGGGAUGAGCUGACUCCCAUCAGGCCAGUGGGCAAGUUCCUAUGUGUCAAGCUGGUCGUGUUUGUCUCCUUCUGGCAGGCUGUUUUGAUAGCAUUUCUGGUGAAAGUGGGUGUGAUUUCUGACAAACACACCUGGGAUUGGGACAGUGUUGAGGCAGUGGCUACUGGACUGCAGGACUUUAUCAUCUGCAUAGAGAUGUUCCUGGCUGCGAUUGCUCACCACUACACCUUCACCUACAAGCCAUACGUACAGGAAGCCGAGGAGGGCUCCUGCUUUGACAGCUUUUUGGCCAUGUGGGAUUUCUCUGACAUCAGAGCUGAUGUCACUGAGCAAGUCCGUCAUGCCGGCCGUACUUUCUUGGGUCGACCCAACAAGAUGUACUUCGGUGCAGCAGCUCGUCCCGAACACACCGAACACACCGAGCACACCGGCCUUCUCAAUGCCACCUCGCAGGAUCCGGUCGCCGUGGCAGCCACGUCAAUGCCUUCCUCCCCUUCGUCCAUUGGGCGGUACCAAGGCCUCGGCCACACCCCCGCCCCUCAUUCCAUCUCUGCCCCAGCAGGCUUCACAUCUUCAUCCUGGGAGGAUGACAGUGAUGGCUCGCCACCGCAGCCCGGAGGUGGCCAGUAACUGAGGAGAGAAAACAUAGCAGAGAGAGAAAAAAACUCUCAGAUCCUGUAACAAAGUCACAGUGAAAGCACAAAAUGUGAACUCUCACACAUCUUCCCAACACGGUCAUGAAAAAAAAAAAAAGGCCAGGAUGAAGCAGGGUAAUAGCCAUGUCUGUUGAGAAACUAUGGUGUUAAGAUAAAUGCCCAGAUAUUAAUGUUUGAAAUCUGUAUUUUGCUGUCAGAUUGUGUAGUUUUGAUAAAUGUACCUGCU
This is a messenger RNA of Menidia menidia (Atlantic silverside), 3688 nucleotides long. The record is from the annotation of a GenBank genome assembly. NCBI's taxonomy places the organism in Eukaryota, Metazoa, Chordata, Actinopteri, Atheriniformes, Atherinopsidae.